AUGUUACAAAGCCCUACAACAACAUGGGGGGUUCAGAGCUUUACCCUUUCUAUUCUUGAGAAGAAAAACAGAAAUACCAAACAAUGUCUUAGGGGAGAGAGGAGAAAACUUUACCAAAUCCAAAACCCCAUCCUUCAAAUCUACACACCCAUUUCAACCCCCUUAGAAGUAGCAAAAAUCCCAACAACCAAAUCAUUCGAUCACCUCAGCACUCCUCCUAAAAAGCGCAAAAUACCCCAAAACAGCACAAGCAGCAGCCACCAAAUUGCCUUCCUUCAACAAAAUCUUGAUCACAAUCACAAAAAUCUCUCUUGUAAUCUUCCUCCCCUCCAACCUUCUGCCUCAUCAUAUGGGUGGCCUGCCCUUUAUGCCUCGGUGCUUCUUGGGGCAGUUUUUGGGCUGCUUUCCAUGUUUGCAGCUCUUGCAGUCAUGUUGCCUGCGACCUUGGUCACAUGGAUCACUAUUGUGGUCAUGCUGGCCUUCUUUGGAAAGCCUAGGAGGACUUUGGUUGUGGAGGGGAGGAAGAUUACAAGAGAGAUUUUUGUGAUUGUGAUCAAGAUUUUGUUGAAGGAAGGCAAUUUGGUGGCUGCUGCUUGUGCUGUUUUGGGGUAUUUUGCGCUUUUUAGGAGGAGUGCUGAGGUGAUCGAAUGAUUUGGU
Prunus avium (sweet cherry) is the source of this 657-nucleotide messenger RNA. The record is from RefSeq and is a predicted model, not a curated record. Lineage: Eukaryota; Viridiplantae; Streptophyta; Magnoliopsida; Rosales; Rosaceae.